AUGUCAAACCAAACCCCUGAAUCCUGGGAGGAUGAUCUUUCCCGACAGGCUGAGGGCGUUAACCUGAACGCACAAUCUCGCCCUCAGGCCCAAGCACCCUCUUUCACGCCUGGAGCCGCCUCUUUCACACCUGGAGCCUCUGCCUUCGUCCCCGGACAGCAGUACCAACAGUAUGCUGGCUAUCCCCAGCAGGGAUACCCUCAGUACGGCCAACAACAGGCCUAUGGUGGUUACCAGCAACAGCAGCCGCAGCAAGCCUAUGGCCAGUACAAUGCCUAUGCGCAGCAACCCGGUGGCUUCAACCAGUACAACAAUGGACAGAGACAGCAGCAAUAUGGUGGUUAUAACCAGCAGCCUCGCCAGAAUGCGCCUGUAGCAGCACAACCCCAGGCUGCAGCACCGGCUCAGUCCGCUCCCAAGCCCGCGUCGACCACCGCCCUGCCCAAGACCAAGGUUCUGUCUAUCGGCGCGACCUCCUCCAGCGCUGCCCCCAAGACCAAGGUCCUUUCGAUCGGCACUCCUACUCCGGCAGCCAAGCCUGCUGACGCCACCCCCAAGGAAGCCAAUGGUGAUACCAAGGGCCCCGCUGCUGCUGAGGCAGGCUCAAAGGUGGCGGCCACCAAGUCCCUUGACAAGUCAGACAAGGCCGCUGCCGCUGGCAAGGCUUCUCCCACGCCAUCUUCUGGUCGCUCUAGCCCUGGACGUUCGAGCCCAGCCCGCGGCGAGACAGCCAAGCAAGCCCGCGAAGCCAGUGCCGUCGCAAAGUCACAGCUGGCUGAUGUUGAUGACGCAACCCUAAAGGAAAUUUACGGUGAGCGGAGAGAGCACGUCAACGUUGUCUUCAUCGGUCACGUCGACGCUGGCAAGUCCACUCUGGGAGGUUCCCUCCUGCAUGCCACUGGCAUGGUUGAUGAGCGUACACUGGACAAAUACAAGAAGGAGGCCAAGGAAGCCGGCCGAGAGACCUGGUACCUCUCGUGGGCUCUCGAUCUGACCCAGGAGGAACGUUCGAAGGGUAAGACAGUCGAAGUUGGCCGUGCCUUCUUCAAGGUCACCAUCCCGCACCCAGAGGGUGAUAUCGAGCGUCAAUUCUCCAUCUUGGAUGCCCCUGGUCACAAGUCAUAUGUUCCUCACAUGAUUGGUGGUGCUUCUCAGGCCGAUCUCGGUUGUUUGGUUAUCUCUGCUCGUAAGGGUGAGUACGAGACUGGAUUCGAGAAAGGUGGCCAGACCCGUGAGCACGCACUCCUUGCGCGCAAUACUGGAGUUAGCAAGUUGAUUCUUGCUGUUAACAAAAUGGACGACCCGACUGUCGAAUGGAGCAAGGCCCGAUUCGAUGAAUGCACCAUCAAGGUCACCAAGUUCCUGGAAGCCCUGGGCUACAAGAAGUCGGACAUCUUCUGCAUGCCUAUCUCUGCCCAGCGCACCAUCGGCAUCAAGGACCGAAUUCCCAAAGACGUGUGCGAUUGGUACGACGGUCCGUCACUGCUCGAAUACUUGACUGCGUUCCAGCUCCCCGAGCGUAAGGUCAACGCGCCGUUCAUGAUGCCGAUCAGCGCCAAGUACCGUGACAUGGGUACCAUGGCAGAAGGCCGCAUUGAGUCCGGUAUCAUUAAGAAGAGUGGUACUUAUCUCAUGAUGCCUAACCGCGAGGAGGUUCAAAUCUCUGCCAUGUACGGUGAAACAGAAGAGGAGAUUUCGACCGCUAAGGUUGGUGACCAGAUUCGCCUGCGUCUCCGUGGUAUCGAAGAAGAAGAUUUCUUCCCUGGUUUCGUGCUCUGCUCACCUAAGCGUCCCGUUCACUGUGUUUCUGCUUUCGAGGCUAAGAUCCGUAUUUUGGAUCUGAAGAGCAUUCUGACGGCUGGCUUCAACUGUGUCCUGCACGUUCACUCCGCUGUCGAGGAGGUUACUUUCGCCUCUCUUCUUCACAAGCUCGAGCCCGGCACUGGCCGCAAGAGCAAGCGCCCCCCCAGUUCGCUAGCAAAGGCCAGACCAUUAUCGCUCGUCUCGAGGUUACCAGCACCGCUGGUGCGGUUUGUGUCGAGACCUACGACGAAUACAACCAAUUGGGUCGUUUCACCCUGCGUGACCAGGUAUGGUCAAACCAUUGCUAUUGGUAUGAUUACCAAGCUCAUCACUUCCGAGACCGAGGCCCAGUAA
Molecule: messenger RNA, 2157 nt
Organism: Penicillium robsamsonii
Lineage: Eukaryota; Fungi; Ascomycota; Eurotiomycetes; Eurotiales; Aspergillaceae
Product: translation termination factor GTPase eRF3
Exons: 2
Coding region: 1-2157 (718 amino acids)
Biological process (GO): nuclear-transcribed mRNA catabolic process, deadenylation-dependent decay; translation; translational termination
Cellular component (GO): translation release factor complex
Molecular function (GO): GTPase activity; translation release factor activity; GTP binding
Source: RefSeq, a predicted model, not a curated record